Molecule: messenger RNA, 2110 nt
Organism: Panicum virgatum (switchgrass)
Lineage: Eukaryota; Viridiplantae; Streptophyta; Magnoliopsida; Poales; Poaceae
Product: protein ALTERED XYLOGLUCAN 4-like
Exons: 1
Coding region: 211-1644 (477 amino acids)
Cellular component (GO): Golgi apparatus
Molecular function (GO): O-acetyltransferase activity
Source: RefSeq, a predicted model, not a curated record
CAGACGCUCAUACAUUGCCCAUCGACUAUUGAGAAGAGGUGCUGGGUUUCUGGCUAUUCAGACGUCAGAGGAAGAGGGUAGAGCAGCAGCCCAUUCCUGUCUUCCCCAUUUCAGCCACCCGGGGCGCCUCGCUGGUCGCUGCCUUCACUCCCACUUCUCGACUUCUUGUCCCCAUCCCAUGCGCGCGCCUCGUGAGCUCUCGUAAGCUGGAUGGCCGGAUCGAUCCCCAUGGCCGCAUCCACUGCUUGGGAGAAGCUCAGCCACCAUUUCGCCUCCUCUUCCCUCCUCACCAAGCGCGCCGUCGCCUUGGCGCUCUACGCGCUCAUUCCCCUCGCCCUCCUCCACUACCUCCUCACCCUUCCUCCUCCUCUGCCCCCUCCUCCCGCCGCCGCCGCCGCCGCCGCCCCCUCCUCCCCGUCGCCGUCGCGCCGGGCGAAUGCCUCCGCUGCUGCAUCGCCACCACCGGAGGAGUGCGACUACUCGGACGGGGAGUGGGUGCGUACCGCGGCGGGGCCGCGGUACAGCGGGGCGAGCUGCGGCGAGACCAUCAAGGCCGGCCAGAACUGCGCGGCGCACGGGCGGCCCGACACGGGGUACCUCCGCUGGCGGUGGCGCCCGCGCGGGUGCGCGCUGCCGCCCUUCGACCCCGCGGGGUUCCUCGGCGCGGUGCGCGGCCGGCACCUGGCCUUCGUGGGGGACUCGCUCGCGCGGAACCAGUGCGAGUCCCUCGUCUGCCUGCUCGCCUCCGCGUUCCCGGCCCGGCUCGUGCGCGGCGCCGGCGGCGGCGACGGGGACGGCGACGGCGACGAGCUCCGCAAGUUCCGGCGCUGGGCGUUUCCGUCGCACAACGCCACCGUGUCGGUGUUCUGGUCCCCGUUCCUGGUGAACGGCACGGAGAGGCCCAAGACGCCGCCGCCGGCUGCGGCGGGCGGGCUGUACCACAACCGGAUCUACUUCGACCAGCCCGACGAGCGGUGGGCGGCGGAGGCCCCGAGCUUCGACGUGGUGGUGCUCUCGUCGGGGCAGUGGUACCUGAACCCGGCCAUGUUCUACGACCGCGGCGCCUUCAUCGGGUGCCACCGCUGCCCGGAGGGCAACCGCACGGAGACGGGCUUCUUCGGCGUGUUCCGCCUCGCCGUCCGGAACGCGCUCCGCGAGCUCAUCGCCCGCGUCGCUUCCUCCGCUUCCUCCUCCUCGUCGCCCGCCCGCCCCCGGCUGGCCGUGGUGACGACCUUCUCGCCGGCGCACUUCGAGGGGGAGUGGGACAGCCCGACGUCGUGCGCGCGCACGGAGCCGUACGCGCGCGGGGAGCGGGAGCCGCUGUACAUGGACGAGGAGAUGCUGCGCGCCGGGGUGGAGGAGGCCGCGGCGGCGGGCGCCGACGCGACGGCGCGUGGGGCGGGCCUGGCCGUGGAGGCGCUGCAGGUGACGCGGCUGGCGGCGAUGCGCCCGGACGGGCACCCGGGCCUGUACACGCGGGCGUUCCCGCUCGCCGGCGGCGCCAGGGAGCGCAUGCCCAACGACUGCGUGCACUGGUGCCUGCCCGGGCCCAUCGACACAUGGAACGAGAUCCUGCUGCAGGUUGUCAAGCGAUGGGCCGACAGCGCCGACGCCGGCGCGGCGUCGGCAGCGCCGUCAAACUAGUCGGGGUUACCAAGUGGUCGUGGGGACGGGUGAAUUUGGCUUGGAGCUCGGAUAGAAUGUGAAAUUUGUGGAGCCAUCAUUUUGUCCAUAUUCUCCGACCAAAUGGAGUUGGUUCCGCAAUGUAAACCUUGUUCUUUUUUUUUCAUAGUGUAACCUUGUUCUUAGGUCUGCAGAAGAUGGCAGAGGAUGUGGCAAUGGCCCUGAAACAGCGGCCUGAAUGGGAGGCGUGUGACGCGGUCUUGACCUUUUCCAUCAAUUAGCGGCGCUCGCUAUGCUACGAAUAACCUUCUACCCGGAGACCACUGGCCUGUUCAUGGUGCUCUUGGCUAAGCCUGGACCUGAUCACCUGAAACAUAGGAGUACCAGUUAAACAAAACAUAAUCAGUGAGUUAUGCUCAGCUCAGCAUACAGUUGUAUAAACAUGCCCUGGUUGUUAGCAAUAAUGUGUAAUCUCAAAAAAAAAAAA